Messenger RNA from Otolemur garnettii (small-eared galago), 6954 nucleotides. RefSeq names its product KAT8 regulatory NSL complex subunit 3 (gene KANSL3). Bases 78 to 2792 code for a protein of 904 amino acids. Lineage: Eukaryota; Metazoa; Chordata; Mammalia; Primates; Galagidae. The record is from RefSeq and is a predicted model, not a curated record. Gene Ontology annotation, cellular component: NSL complex. The transcript is spliced from 22 exons. Gene Ontology annotation, biological process: positive regulation of transcription by RNA polymerase II.
GGCCGAGCGCGCGACCGGAGUACUGCGGUGAUGAGCAUGCACAUACCCAUUCUCUGACUUGCUGCCCCUCCACUGACAUGGCCCACCGGGGUGGGGAGAGGGACUUCCAGACUUCAGCUCGGCGCAUGGGCACGUCACUGCUUUUCCAGCUUUCAGUACAUGAACGGGAGCUGGACCUGGUUUUUCUGGAUCAUAGCUAUGCCAAGCCUUGGAGUGCCCACCCAGAUGCCAGUAGUGCUCGCCCCACCCGCAUGCUCUUUGUCACUCCGCGUCGGCAGCAUGAAAGUACCAUUGAAUCAGAUGUCCCAAUAGACGUGGAGACGGUCACAUCAACACCUGUGCCACUCUAUGACAAUCAGAAGGCACGAAGUGUGAUGAAUGAAUGUGAAAGGCAUGUCAUCUUUGCCAGGACUGAUGCAGAUGCCCCUCCCCCACCAGAGGACUGGGAGGAGCAUGUCAACAGGACUGGCUGGACAAUGGCCCAGAACAAGCUAUUCAACAAGAUCCUCAAAGCCCUGCAGUCUGACCGCCUUGCCCGCUUGGCCAAUGAAGGGGCUUGUAAUGAGCCAGUGCUGCGUCGUGUUGCCGUGGACAAGUGUGCGAGGAGAGUGCGGCAGGCUCUGGCAAGUGUGAGCUGGGACACCAAGCUGAUCCAGUGGCUGCACACCACCCUUGUGGAGACCUUGAGUCUGCCCAUGCUGGCAGCAUACCUGGAUGCUUUGCAGACGCUGAAAGGGAAGAUCCCGACCUUGAUUGAUCGAAUGCUUGUGUCAUCUAACACGAAGACAGGGGCUGCAGGAGCUGAGGCCUUGUCUCUCCUACUGAAGAGGCCGUGGGACCCUGCUGUUGGGGUGCUUUCCCAUAAUAAACCAAGUAAACUUCCUGGUUCUCCUUUGAUUCUCAUCGCUUCCUCUGGCCCCUCCAGCUCUGUGUUUCCCACCUCACGCCGUCACCGCUUCUGGCAGUCUCAGCUCUCCUGCUUAGGCAAGGUCAUCCCUGUAGCUACUCAUCUGCUAAACAAUGGCAGUGGGGUAGGAGUUCUGCAGUGUCUCGAGCAUAUGAUUGGGGCAGUGAGAAGCAAAGUGCUGGAGAUUCACAGCCAUUUUCCACACAAACCCAUUGUCUUAAUUGGCUGGAACACAGGAGCUUUGGUGGCCUGUCAUGUGUCAGUGAUGGAGUAUGUCACUGCAGUUGUCUGCCUUGGGUUUCCUCUGCUUACCGUGGAUGGCCCCAGAGGGGAUGUGGAUGAUCCCCUCUUGGAUAUGAAGACUCCAGUCCUCUUUGUCAUUGGUCAGAAUUCCCUGCAAUGUCAUCCUGAAGCCAUGGAGGACUUCCGGGAGAAGAUUCGGGCUGAGAAUAGUUUGGUGGUGGUUGGGGGUGCUGAUGAUAAUCUCAGAAUAAGCAAAGCAAAGAAGAAAUCAGAAGGGUUGACUCAGAGCAUGGUGGACAGAUGUAUUCAGGAUGAGAUCGUGGACUUUCUCACUGGUGUGCUCACUCGCGCUGAGGGUCACGUAGGCUCAGAGCCUCGGGAUCAGGAUGCUGAGAAGAAGAAGAAGCCCCGUGAUGUGGCCCGCAGAGACCUGGCCUUUGAAGUCUCGGAGCGGGGCAGUCGACCUGCCUCCCCAGCUGCCAAGCUGCCUGCCUCACCCUCAGGCUCAGAGGAUCUCUCCAGUGUGUCCAGCAGCCCCACCUCCAGCCCCAAGACCAAAGUAACCACAGUGACCUCUGCACAGAAGUCCAGUCAGAUUGGGAGCUCUCAGCUGCUAAAGAGACAUGUGCAGCGGACAGAAGCUGUGCUGACCCACAAACAAGCCCAAGCACAGUUUGCUGCUUUUCUGAAACAAAAUAUGCUGGUGAGGAAAGCUCUUCCUCCCGGCACCUCCUCCUGUCUCUUUGUUCCCAUUUCAUCAGAACCAACAGAAGAAACAGAGAAAGAGGAUCUUAGGGUCCAGCUGAAGCGGCACCAUCCAUCAAGUCCCCUUCUUGGCAGUAAGACCUCCAAGCGACCGAAGAUCAAGGUGUCCCUUAUUUCCCAAGGCGACACAGCUGGAGGGCAUUGUGCUCCUUCCCAAGGAGGAGCUUCAGAAACUGCAGGUGGGAAGCCUAUCACCAUGACCUUGGGGCAGGCUUCAGUAUCGGCCAAGGAGCUCACAGGAAUUCUCACCACAGCCAGGUCAAGCGCUUCUGAAGGUGGACUGUCAGCCAGCCCUACCCCUUCUGUAGUCGCGAGCAGCAGCGCGCCUAGUGGUUUGCACACAAUCCAGAGCCGCUUGGUGGCCACCUCUCCUGGCAACUCCCUCCAAGGGGCCACAUCAGCCAGCAGUCUCCUCCAAGGCCUCAGCUUCAGUUUGCAGGAUAUCAGCAGUAAGACCUCUGGCCUCCCAGCAAAUCCUUCCCCGGGGCCGGCCCCACAGGCUACCAGUGUGAAGUUGCCCACCCCCAUGCAGAGCCUGGGUGCCAUCACCACGGGCACCAGCACCAUUGUCCGUACCAUUCCUGUGGCCACCACUCUGUCCUCCUUGGGUGCCACUCCUGGUGGGAAGCCCACAGCCAUCCACCAACUGCUGACCAAUGGGGGCCUCGCUAAGUUGGCAAGCAGCCUCCCUGGCCUGGCUCAGAUCUCUAACCAAGCAUCAGGCUUGAAGGUCCCUACCACUAUUACUCUGACACUUCGUGGCCAGCCAAGCAGAAUCACCACACUGAGCCCUAUGGGCUCAGGAGUAGCCCCAUCUGAGGAGCCCACUUCCCAGGUGCUGCCCUGCAGCUCACAGCGCCUGCCUCCAGCACCCUGAAGAUGCCAUGCGAUAUGUCCUCCUUACCAGGUUGGUGAUGGCUGCCUCAUGGUGGGCCCUGGACAUAUGCGGAGUCCUGCUGAGCUGUCCAUGUGUCUGAAGACCUCUUUAAGACAGCCAUUUUUGCCUCUGCCAACUCUCUUCAGGGUUGGGCCUUUGGGUCUUCAGAGAAGCUGUUAGGUUAGGUGAUAUGGCACCAACAAGGGAAGCACCAUCCUCUAGGAUCUGCAAGUACAGUUCCAGAAUCCCCAGCCUCAGCAGAUCUGGCUAUGCAUGGUUCAGAGCAUACUUCCCUGCUUAAGCUGAAGUUUGACCCUAGUUUCAGUGUUGGACUGAGCACUGUAUUACAUGAAGGAAUUUCCUUUUGGAAGUCUGCACUACCCCGAGUUGGGAAGAAAUUUCCACAUUGUCUAGGGCUACAGUAGUUAGGAUUGAAAGCUCUUUGCUAAGGACUGGGCUGGUCCUGGCUUACAGGUGGUUCAGAGCCAAAAGGGAUUGCUUUAGAUAUCACUGUUGCCUUCACUGAGCAGCAAUGGGAGAGUUUUUUAUGCAGCUCCUUUCAGAAACCACACCAGAUACUGAAUAACCUGUUGAGACUUGGAAACUUAAGAUUUUUGUGUUUCACAAUGAAGGCAAAGAGAACUGGGCUGUCAUCUUUCCUCUGUUUUGGCAUACUUUAGAUGUGGGAAGCUCGUGGUUGCCAAGAGGUGAGAGGUGGCUCUGUUUUCUUUUUUACCAUGCUUUGAGCAAUUCCUAUAUCCAGAGAGUUUUCAGGUCCAGAUAGGCUGAAGAAGAAGAAUGGAACAGCAAAGUACGGGGUUAAAGAACAUGCCAAUAGUCUUAUGGUGAAAAGAACUUGGGCGUGGGUCUCUGCAUCUGGCACCUAAGGAACUGGUGAUUCAGCUGGAGAGGAGAAGAAUUUGCCAAGUCAGAGGGAAGAAAGGCCAAACCCCGAAAGUCCUAUCUUCAGUGCCUGAAGGUGAAGUAGGAACAAGUUGCAUAGUAUUUUGGCCUUUGCCGGAAGGUUGGGGCAUCAGAACACAAAGGUCGUCCGUUAGUGUUUUUGUUUCUGAAACUUUUUGGUGUUUGCUUAGAAGUGGGAAGAUUACUGGCAGUGACUACUGUGCAGGGAUAUUGCUACCCGCCUGAACCCAGCAGGUAUUAAUCCCUGGAAAAAUGGUUAAGAAGAUGGAGCUCUGAACUUAUCCUUACCUCUUUAUAACACUUGUGUGCAAAGAUAGUUUUAGGUUUGUUUUAGAACUUAUCCUCCAGAGCAGAUUCCUUUCUGUUCUAUACUUAAGAGUGUUUUCCAGUCAAGGUAAUGCAUAGGGCAGCCCAUGUGUGAUCUUCUCAGUGUCCUUUUCUAUAGGCAGGGAGAGCCACAGCGUGACUGAAAUUGUGGUCCAAUUAGUCUUCACUAGGCUCCCUGUGUUCAGUCCAGUUAGUGGCAGCUAGGUGGGAGUACAGUGUGCAGGAGUUUUGGAUGAGGCUGGUCAGGGGGCUGUAGGUAGGGGGCUGUACCUUCCCUCACUGAUCUCCUAAAGAACUGGUCUCAGCAAUAUAUCCCAAAAAAUUAGGCUGGAUUUUUGCAUUAGCUGGUAGAUAACUUUCUGAAAUGUCUGAAAUUCAGGAGGUAUUUAUUAUAAUAAAUUUGGGGAAGGUAUAAAAUUUGAAAAAGGCCUUCAGGAUUCAGGUGUUUGAUUGCUUUACAAAUAGGAUCAUAACACACUAAAAGAGCAGAGUACAGUAAGGCUGUACAAGACUAUGUGGAACUUUUAGGAAUUAAUUAAGACAGACAGAAGGUCUUAAACCAUCUAUUCUUGACUUAGGAAAGCAGCCUAGAUGAUGUUGCAAGUGCUACUCCUGAAAGAUGCUGGCCCAAUGUGUGCUGGGGCCAAAGAGAAACUAACAAGUUGACCAGCCUUUGUGGUCAGUCCUAAUGUGCUUCCUAUGGAUGACUUCCUGAGGCUUGGGCUAUACAACUUGGAGAACUCCAGAACUGUGGAGAAGGGGAGCUGUGAGAACGUUGGUGGUUCUAUACCUUGAGGGACAGGCUAACAGGGGACCGGUUGAAGUUUAUUUAGUCAUGUCCCCCAGUUCCCUUCUCAAGCCACACUUUUUGAAAUGCAAAAGCAAGGUUUACCUAUUUCAUAGCAAACCUUGAGUCUAUACUUCAGAAAGUGAUGUAAUUAAUUGGUGGAGAAAGUACAAAGAUAAAGAAGGCCUUAAAUUCUUGGAUAACAGAUGUAUGUUGAUACCUUAUGAAAGAUUUCCUUGGGCUUUGAGAAUAGGUCACUGAGGGAGGAAGAUCUACUCUUUAUUCUUUGUCCUAAUAGUGGAACAAUUUUGGACUGGAUGGGGUUAUAGAGCUGAGCCCCUGUGGCAAUUCUAUUCUUACGAUAACAAAAACAAUUAAAAAAGCCAAAACCACCUUUGGAUUGCUUCACCUUGUUUUCAGUUGACUUCUCAUGUGUAUUCUGGUAACUACCAAUAAAGUGGGCACAGAAAAUAUAGCUAAAAUACUGUAAUGCUAGUGAUCAUCUCAAAGAUGCCAGGUAGUGUGAGAUAGGUACUAUAAUUCCCUUUUUACAGGUGAGGAAACUGAGGCACAGAGAAGUCACACAGCAGAAAGUGGCAGAAGCCAGUGACGGAACCCAGGCAGUCUGAUAUCAGAGUCUGUUCUACUCUGCACUGUUCUGGGAUUCUGAGAUUCUGAGAUGGGAGGCUGGAAAUGGAGGUUAGCCAAGGAGGCAAGGAGAUGGUGGUUUGGCCUACAUGUGAUCCCUUUCAGUUUAUUUCUCACCAGGUCAAUAAUGAAUGAUGCUGUUAUGGGAUGAGAUGGGUGGGGAGGAGGGUUUUUGGCUGGGCCUGAGUCAGGAGGUGGGGUCCCUCACCCUUGAUCCUGAGAGAUCAGUAUCCUUUUGCACAUCCUAUACUUCACCUACCCUUAAUAAAUAAAUACUUAGAGAUGAAUGAAUGAACUCUAGCCUCUAGAUUUGUGAACUUGUUUCCAAGAGGACCUUCCUUCCAAACCUUAAUUUCUGGGUCCUUACACUUGGCACUAGAGCCCUCUGGGUGGAGAUUGCUUUAGUAAACUGCUUGUAGUAUCUAGUAUACCUGGGGCACAUCUUGUUACUGUCCUUAGUGGAGACCAGGUGCAGGUGCUCUACCCUCCCUCUCAAUUCUAGUCUUACUAACUCUGCUGGGGUGGAUGAAGUAAGAUGAGGAUUAGAUUGCUUAAGUGACAGCUGUCUUAUUUCAGAAGUGUAGGGACAGGAUUAUAGCAAAUUAUAGUGCAGACAAGUCUUUGUUACUUUAUCUUCUUUUCAAGCAUACGUCAAAAUUGUCAAAAUUUAGUCAAAAUUGAUGGUUUCAAGAAGCAGAAACCUAUUUAUUCAACAAAAAAAGCUAUAAAGGGGAAUAUUUUCUCUAGGGGCAUUCUUAUAGACAAGGAUCCUCAACAGUUUUUGCUGCUUGCCUCAUGACCUCAAGUGGCUUGGACUUACUGGGAACCAGUUUUUAUCACACCAUCACAGGGCUUUUCAGCUGUGGGAACCUUCAUGGGUGGCCAGUCUCCCUGUCUUUCACUUCAAAUUCUGAAGACAACCAGAUUGGUUCAGUCUCACUUGUAAAUUGGUUCUUCUUAUCCCUUCCCUUUUGGUCUAGUAAUAGUGUCCAGAGGAUGAAGUCUUGUGGUUCAUAUUAUUAUCUUUCUAACAAGAAGUCUUUAGGGAUUAAAAAACACACACACUGUUGGGCUAUUUAGGUAUAUGUGUGUUUUUAACUUGCAGUGACAAUAGAGGGAGGUCCAUGUCUCCUUCACCAUGUUUUCCCCAUUGCUUGCAUCUCGCAUAACUAGUAGUUCAAAAUGAAAACCAGUAAAAUGACAUUGGCAUGAUGUGUGUACAUAGUUCUACAUCAUUUUAUCCCUAUAAUCACAAUCAAGACACAAAACUGUCCCAUCAGCAAAAAGCUCUCCUUCGUGCUACCUCUUUAUAGUUGUACACCCAGCCAUUUCCAACCUACCAUUCCUAACCCGUGGUAAUCACUAACUUCUUCUACAUCUCUAGACAUAGAAUGACAUAUGCCAUAUUUUUGCCAUGUGUAAUGUACACUUUUGGGCAAAAAUUUUUAGGGAAAAAUAAAGAUGCUCUAAAUUAGA